Messenger RNA from Mycena indigotica, 1305 nucleotides. RefSeq lists its product as uncharacterized. The transcript has 3 exons. Bases 1 to 1305 code for a protein of 434 amino acids. The record is from RefSeq and is a predicted model, not a curated record. NCBI's taxonomy places the organism in Eukaryota, Fungi, Basidiomycota, Agaricomycetes, Agaricales, Mycenaceae.
AUGAUGUCGAUUCUUGACCAGCCCAUUUCGGCCUCGCCCAACCAGUCAGAUGACUCUGACGAAAGCGAUGCGACCCUGGACGAUAUUGAGAUAUUACAGGGUCACCCACUGCAGCGUGUCCCCGCGCGACGAGAUUCAGAUUCGGGGGAAAGCUCAACAUCCGCGAAUUCAGAUGUAAUUUAUGAUAUCGACUUUGACCAGCUCAUCGACGACCUUUUGGCGGAAGAGCCUUUUCCACUGAGCGAGACGCGCAAUACUGUUGCUGUCGAAGCAUCCUCGCCAGAAGCCAACGACUCGAUGCUGAUUAAGCGCCUGCAUCGAACCUCGCCUGAACUCCUUAUUCUUCUCCGUUUGAACCAACGCGAGCUGCGGCACGAUCCAUGGAACCCUACUCCCCACAUUAUUUGCGCUAUCCCUCGCGACGAAUAUGUGUUCAUCUGUCUUCAACGGCUUCUCGAGUUCAACAAACCCCCCUUGCAUAACGUUGCCAAUUAUGUCGACUUCUUCCGCCAGGUGUUGGAGGGACUGACAUUCUUGCACGAACAUAAUAUUGCUUUGCUGGGUUGUCGUGAGUUGGGGAGCUACAUGGUUGACCUGGGGCCAGAGACAGCAUCAGGCAGCUCAGCUUCCGUCGAAUCUUUUGACCGCACCCGUUACCCUGUCCGAUACUAUUUUGCCGACCUUCCCAAUGCUUGCGAAUUCGAAAGUAGCUCUCAUUCCGACGCACAAGACGCUUUUCGACAAGACGUUCAGGACUGCGCCCUUAUGAUGCGGCAUUUGGCUGCCAACGUUCCCACCAUCUCGCAAAAGCUCAGCACCCUCGUAAACGCAAUGCAAACAGGUACAUUUGACGCAGACGCCUCCCGCAAACUGUUUGAGGCCCUCUGCAAAUCAUUCACAUCGUCCACCUUCGAGAUUGUGGUCCCUCCAAUGGAUUUCGACGAGCAGGUCGUUAUACUGCCUCCAAUUAUCUCUCAGCGGGCUGGACUGGGUAGUCCAGGUUUACCCGUAGCUGCUUCUGUGCCGGAUUUACGCCUGGAGGUACAAGUCGACGACGGGUUGCCGAAUCAUAAUGGAAGGAAGCUGAUGCGCACCAUAUCGCUUUCGCGAAAGCUCAAGUUGAAGUCGAAUACAUUGGACCCCAUCGCCAGUCCACUCCUCGGUAGUGCGGCUUCCUCAAGUCCCUCUAGUUCACCGCGAACACGGGCGCGGUCAGCGGAGCCGCCGACGGUUGAGAGCAGAUUGUCAUCAGGCUUGGGACGGUUGACCAUCGAAGAUGGGGAAGAACUUGAAGAAGUAGAAUAG